Molecule: messenger RNA, 2285 nt
Organism: Strongylocentrotus purpuratus (purple sea urchin)
Lineage: Eukaryota; Metazoa; Echinodermata; Echinoidea; Camarodonta; Strongylocentrotidae
Product: neuronal acetylcholine receptor subunit alpha-2-like
Exons: 8
Coding region: 120-1184 (354 amino acids)
Biological process (GO): nervous system process; monoatomic ion transmembrane transport; regulation of membrane potential
Cellular component (GO): membrane; neuron projection; synapse
Molecular function (GO): transmembrane signaling receptor activity; neurotransmitter receptor activity; extracellular ligand-gated monoatomic ion channel activity
Source: RefSeq, a predicted model, not a curated record
CCAGACAAGAUUACUGUGCUGGGAACCAAAAUCAUUUCAUGCCACUUCAUGCGAUAUACCUGAGCUAUUUUGUUGGUGUUGCCGCUGUUAGGAUCCGAUAAGUGAUCACAACCGAAACCAUGAAGAUCUGUACCAUCGUAACUGCUCUGCUCCUUGGCAUCACUGGAGAGGCAACUGCCCAUAAAGACUUUCGAGGUGAUCUGUACGAAACCUUGUUUUCGAACUACACCAAGAGUUUUCUACCCCACCCUGAUGAGUCACACAACGUGAAUAUAUCAAUAGAUCUCGAGCUCUUACAAAAACUGGAUUUAUUUCAAGGGACUAUGCACAUGAACGUUUGGCGAACAUUGGUGUAUAAAGAUGAACGUUUGACUUGGAACCCAGCAGAUUUUGGUAAUAUUCGCAGAUUCCACGUCUCCUCCUCAGUAGUCUGGGUUCCUGACAUCAGUAUCUGGAACAGUGCUUCCAAUGAGCCCAGCAUUGAUCAUUCCGAGGCCAUCAUCUACCCUGACGGGACCAUCUACUUGGUCGUACCGAUGUUCGUCGACGCUUCGUGCGGACUCGAUCUCAGUGACUUCCCCUACGAUUCUCACAACUGCAGCCUCACUUUUGGUUCUUGGACCAACGACAACUCGCGGAUAGUCUUUGACACGAGGUCAACCGGUGUGGGUCUGAGUCAUUUCUCGGAUAACCCGAUGUGGCACAUCGUAGAAACAUCGGUGCAGAAACACGCGAUCGUUUACGCCUGCUGCGAGGAGGUGUACGAAGAUGUCACGUUCUACAUCACGAUCAGCCGCCGGGAGAGCCACGGUCGCAUCGGUCCCGCCGUUGUCAGCGUCUGGUUGAUUCUCGCCGUCUUCCUCAUGCAGCCGUCGAAGGGAGGAGAACGUAUCAUCUUCGCAGGCCUGGUAUUUGUGUCGCUCAUCGUCCUCAAUGCGGCUCUCAGCGCCGAGGUGCCGGCGUACUCUGUGACCAGGCUGGGGAGGUUCCUUCUGGCUGGGAUGUUGAUUAACAGCAUCGUCGUCGUCAUCAACGCCAUCAUCUACCGGUUCUACCCCGCAGAGCAGCAAGGGACGACGAAGUCCAGCUUCAGUGCGCCCCGUGUCUUCUUCCUCCUCGACGUCGCAGUCGCUCUCAUUCUCUUCGUUGUCCUCACUAUCUUAACCGGCGCUCUAUUUUCCUAACGACAUCAUCGUGAACCGGAUAAAAUCAUUGUAUUUUUAUGAAAAAUAAAUGAGGUUUAAACAACUCCAGAUUUGGAAUAUUGGACUUUAAUGUGCUUAAUUAUAUAAGACAGGUAUACUUCAUAGAAGUUAGAGGCCUGCAAAAUUAUGUGUGAUCAUUGCAUGCAGUGUCAUUUCAUUAACAGGAAAUUUGGUCUUUUAUUAUCUUUUUUUCUUCAAGUUUUCAUUUGGAUCAUUCCACGACUUCACAGUCUUCGUUAAUUCUUAUUGUAAGACAUGACGAGCCUUCUCAAAUUCCUUCCACAGCGUAAUCACACGACCUGCCUGGGACCCGUUUCACAAAGCCUUUUUUUCGAUGACAAGUGGCAAAAAUCAGUGACAAAUCUGCUGAUAACGAAUUACAAGCUAGAAGUUCACUAGCUUAUAACUUUGAAGCUGUCAUUUGUCACUGAUGACAAGUUUUGUGAAAUGGGGCCCUGGACUCAAAUUUAUUGUUACGUCCACAGCAUACUGGCUAUUCAUGCGGGGAUAAUAAGGCUUCAAAGUCCUUUGUAAGCACAGAGAGACCUCAGGGGGCGACGAUAAUUAUUAUGUAAUGAUACAAAAGUCGGUUUUUAACAUUUAUUGGUUUCCGAAAUUGUGUUUCAACUCCUAGACAAGUUUUUCCUGAUAGUGGAUUAAAUUAAAUUGUGUUCUGUAUAUCUUUAUAGCUUUCAAAAUGGUCAUAUCCUCGAGCACUUCAAUUGUUUCGGGAAGCCUUGUUGAUCAAUGUUUUUAUUUUUUAUUUUUUAAUGUAGGUUAAUGUUUUACAGUUUAAAAUUGAACGUGUACUAUAGCCACUGCACAAUAUUAAUUUUGUUAUUAUGUAUUUUAAAGAAAUAUUUUUAUCUAUAGGCCUACCUACUUUCUAAGAACACAGUGUCAUCCAUAUUCUGGCGUUAUUGUAGUAAGGAUUUUAAUUCAAAUAAAAAUACUUUUAAAGAAUUACAUUUCUUAUAUUGUUUGUUUUCAGACUAUAUAACAACGUGUGACUGUGAUGCAACAGAGAGUUGUGUUUAACCACAUUAAAGGGACAGUUGAGUUCUUGUUUCAGACUCCAAA